Molecule: messenger RNA, 3163 nt
Organism: Lathyrus oleraceus (garden pea)
Lineage: Eukaryota; Viridiplantae; Streptophyta; Magnoliopsida; Fabales; Fabaceae
Exons: 5
Coding region: 466-2814 (782 amino acids)
Molecular function (GO): nucleic acid binding
Source: RefSeq, a predicted model, not a curated record
ACCCCAUCCGGUAUUACUUCAGGGUUCCUCACAGAACGCAACAUAGUUGCAAAACACAAAGUUAAGAACCCUAAAAAACUAAAGACAAAAAAAUGAAGCCCUAGAAAAGAAUCAGAGAAGCAAUUUCGCACUCCCUUAAGUCUCAGUCUUUUUCUCUUAUCAUUGUUUCGAUAAACCAUUUGCUGGUUCUUGACUUUAAUUUUGCGUAUUUCGUUUUCGUUUAUUAUUUUAUUUCUUUUCGACAUUGUUUUGCUUCAGUAUUUUCAGGAGUUAAUUAAAUUGGGUGCAUUCGAUUUCCUUGUUCGGGACUCUAAUUUUCGACGCUUUUUCUGUUUCUCCAUCUUCGGUAAUCGUUUUCCUCUACUCCAGUUAGGGUUUCGAUUAACCGGAAUAAUUUUUCCCCGAUUCUCCGGCAACUAUCAUCACUGUUAAAGAAGGUGUUCAGUCAUUUAUAUUUUUGAUACAAUGUCGUCAAAUUCAAAGUACCCAAUUCUGGAUGAUAAGCCCAUUAAUCAGUUGAAGGUUACAGAGCUGAGAGAGGAGCUGAAGAAAAGGAAGUUAGCAACCAAAGGUUUAAAGGAGGAUUUAAUCAAUCGUUUGGAUGAAGCUAUUCGUGAGGAAAGGGAGGGUGCUGAGGUUUCCCCGGAACAGGAGGAGGAUGCUGAGGCUUCCCCCGAACAGGAGGCGGCGGCGGCUGAGGCUUCCCCGAAACAAGAAGAGUCUGCUGUUGAGGCUUCCCCUGAACAGGAGGAGGCUGCGGUUGAGGCUUCUCCCGAACAGGAGGAGGCUGCGGUUGAGGCUUCCCCUGAAAAGGAGGCUGUGGUUGAGGCUUCCCCUGAAAAGGAGGCUGCGGUUGAGGCUUCCCCCAAACCGGAGGCUGCAGAGGGUUUGGAGAAGGACGAGGCUAAUGGCUUACAUACUAAAGAAGAUGAGGUAAAAGAUUCCCAGACUGAUAAUAUGGAUGCUGAAAAGGGGAAUUAUGGUGUAGAACCAUUUGAAACGGAAAAUGUAGUGAAGGUUCCAGAGGCUGUUGAUAAUGACAGUAUUAAGAGUGUUGAGCAGGAUGGUGUUACUGACCCAGUUAACGAUAAUAAUACUGUGUCGGCCAUGGACGUAGAAGGUGAACAUGCAGUUUUGCCAGUUGGUGUAGAAUCUGAUAACGCGGGAGAGGAGGUAGUUGCCCAUCCUUCCACUGUGGAGACCACUGUGGAGACUACUGUGGAGACCACUGUUACGGUCACUGAGACUGUAGAAACUGAAGUAGUAGUCACCGGUCAGGAUUCGGAUGGUUCAGAGAAGAAUAAUGAGGAUUCAGCAGCCAAGCUAGAGAAUGAGGAAUCAAGGGCGCAGCUGGAUAGUGAGGAAUCAAAGCUCCGACUGGAGUGUGACCUGAAGCCUACAUGCGACGUUCUCAUGCCCAUCUCUUCUGCUCCAGAAAACCAGGUAUCUGAGGUCAACCCUAGUUUAGGGUCUCAAGUAAAAUCUGAUUCUUUUUCUACUGAUUCUGUGUCAAUUAAUGAAAAGAAUGAACUAAAGGAUACUAUAAUUGCUAAUAAUGUCAAAUUAGAACAAGAUAAUGUUAGGCCAGAGAUGGUGGAAGAACCAUCAUCCAGAAAUGACGUACCUGUUUAUGAUGAAUCGCAUUCAAUGGAUGUUGGAGGGAUGCAUGAAAAAAAGUCACAUGUUGAAGAAAAUAACAACAAUGUUACAAGUCCAGAGUUGAACAAAACCAAUAGUAGUGAUGAUGUAGGGUAUCCAGAAAAGUUGAACUUGGACAGAAGUUCUGGGGAUGAUUCCAUGGAAGAGGACUUGCCUGAGACUAGGCAAUAUGAUUCUAAGUUUAAUGUUGAUGAACUUAGGGACAAAGUCGAGAAUAAUGAAGUUCCUAUGGUCAAUGAAGAAAGCAAACCAAUGGUUGAGGGAGAUGGUGUAUCCGCAAGAAAAAGCGAUACCCAUCAAGAUAUUGACAUUAGUCCUGUUUCCUUGACUGAGAAGCGAAAAUAUCCUGAGCAAACAUUAGUUGGAAACAACGAGCCUGCAAAAAGGCAACGAAGGUGGAACACUGAUACAAUUAAAGGAUCAGAACUGCAAAGCACUACUCCCAGACCCGCCAUUACACCCAAGGAAGGACAAAUUACUCUGAAGCGCAGCUUUUCUAGGUCUAAUUCAUCAGCAACUGAUGAUACACCUAAAGAACGCAUUGUUCCACCAUCACGAAGGACCCCGACUAAUUCCCUCAGGAUUGAUCAAUUCCUUCGUCCAUUUACCCUAAAAGCAGUGCAAGAACUUCUUGGCAAAACUGGGAGUGUCAGCAGUUUCUGGAUGGACCAAAUAAAGACCCAUUGCUAUGUUACUUACUCGUCCACUGAAGAGGCCGUUGAGACACGAAAUGCUGUGUAUAACUUGCAAUGGCCUCCAAAUGGUGGGCGGCUCUUGGUUGCAGAGUAUGUUGAUCCUGAAGAAGUGAAAAUGAAGCUAGAAGCUCCUCCUACUCCAACUGCCUCUGUAAACAGUGUUCCAACACUUCCUCCCGCUCCACCUUUAUCACAGCCGGAGCCUUCCCCGCGUCAGCACAGGGAACAGCAUCUUCCAGUUGCUCUCCCACCUCCACCACCAUUGUCAAGGCCCCCACCAGUUGUAAGGGAACGUCUUCCAUCGCCACCUCCCCUUCCUGAGAAAGUGGAACCACCUAUUGUUACUCUGGAUGACCUCUUCCGCAAAACCACAGCAACUCCUCGUAUCUAUUAUUUACCUUUGUCUGAAGAGCAAGUUGCUGCAAAACUUGCGGCACAGGGUAAAAGUGCGAGGCAUUAAGCAAUUAACAAGCAAUUUGUCUCUGGUAGCUUGAUGCUCUUUUAUUAAUGGCCAGCGUUAGUGGUAUUAUGGAAGCAGUGAGUGCAUCUUGGCAGGUCUGCUGGUGUUUGUAUCACAAUUGUCAUUUGAGAUUUGAAUUUCUUUGCUAGUGUUGAAACUUCUUAAACCAAGAGCCACUUGUGUGGAUAUAUUUCCCUGCUGUUUUAGCUAGUUUUAGUGAACCUUUUCCCAACUAUUUUAAACUUUGAUGAAAAAAUUAGACAUUACCUUAUGUUUGUUCUAUUGCCGUGGAACUGAAUUGUGGGAUCAUUCCGUUAAUGGCACGUUAUUAUUUUUUGUUUGUGUUUUA